UUCAACUUGUUUGGUUCUCGUUUAAACGAGUGCGAAGGCAGACGCGUUUACUUGCAAGUUUCCAAAAUUAUGGAACUGAGCUCAACUUACUGUUCCGGAUUAGUGUCUUCAUCAGACAGUAGUUUUGUUGGAAGUCAGACAGAGUCUGCAGUUUUGAAAAGAGGAUUUGAUCAUAUCGAGGAAUCAAGUGAGCUGCCUACUGAUGUAUCAAAAGCUUCUUUGAAGAAGAGGAAGCUAAACACUUGGAGUGAUGUGUUACAAGAUGAAAUGAAUGUGGAAACUUCGCAAGAUUGCUGCUUCAAAGAUAAACCAGAAAAUGCCCGUGGGUUAGAAAGACAUGAUCACUUGUUUGCUGAAGAACAUGAUCAAAGAAAUGAGAAAAAGCAUUUGGAACUGACUGUCGAAGAAAAAAAUACCGCUAAAAAGAUAAUAAGGGGUUUAGGAGAAAAAAAGAACUAUCUCAUAUGUCAGUUAUUUCAUAGUUUAUUACUGCCGUGGCCAGAUCGAGUGGUCAAAGUCAUUGGAAAUGAACGUGCACUAAAUUUGUUGAAAAUGACGGAAGAUAUUGAAGAAAGUGGAGGUAUGAUGAUAAAGAAUCAGAAGCGACGGAGAAAACUAGCCGGUGUCUAUUUCCAUCUAUUAAAAAAUGACAAGGAUGUCACCCAGGAAAUGCACGACACAAUAUUUGAGGAAGAAAGAUCAGAGCAAAAGAAGUAUUCUGCCGAGAAACGCAAAGCUAAGACAAAAAGACUUCGAAGAAACUGAAGAUAACUUUAAAGAUCUUGUUAUGCAUUUUGUUAUGCAUGUUAUGCAUUUUGAAUGAUAAAAAGUUGUAUCACUCAUAUUUGGUUACUCAUAUUGUUAAAAGAUAAACUAUUUUCAUCAUUGUGUUUGUUUUUUCAUGCAUAAAGUGUAAAU
This is a messenger RNA of Uloborus diversus, 918 nucleotides long. Its product is annotated as phosphorylated adapter RNA export protein-like. Gene Ontology annotation, cellular component: nucleus. The record is from RefSeq and is a predicted model, not a curated record. Gene Ontology annotation, biological process: snRNA export from nucleus. Bases 70 to 765 code for a protein of 231 amino acids. Lineage: Eukaryota; Metazoa; Arthropoda; Arachnida; Araneae; Uloboridae. The transcript is spliced from 5 exons.